Dreissena polymorpha is the source of this 2097-nucleotide messenger RNA. Its product is annotated as mucin-6-like. The coding region runs from base 1 to 2097 and encodes 698 amino acids. NCBI's taxonomy places the organism in Eukaryota, Metazoa, Mollusca, Bivalvia, Myida, Dreissenidae. The record is from RefSeq and is a predicted model, not a curated record. The transcript is spliced from 4 exons.
AUGGAGAGUGGGCAUCAUAUAAUUGAGAGUGAGCAACAUAUAUUGGAAAAUGAGCAUCGUAUAAUGGACAAUGAGCAACAUAUAAUGGACAAUGAGCAACAUAUUAUGGAGAGUGAGCAUCGUAUAAUGGACAACGAGCAUCAUAUAAUGGACAAUGAGCAGCAUAUAAUGGACAAUAAGAAUAAUAUAAUGGACCGUGAGUAUCAUAUAAUGGUCACCGCACAGCACCGCACAUCACCGCACUGCACCGCACCUCACCGCACAGCAUCGCACAGCAUCGCACAGCACCGCACCUCACCGCACUUCACCGCAAAGCAUCGCACAGCACCGCACAACACCGCACAGCACCGCAAAGCAUCGCACAGCACCGCACAGCACCGCACAUCACCACACAUCACCGCACAGCACCGCACAGCACCGAACAGCACCGAACAGCACCGCACAGCACCGCACCGCACCGAACAGCACCGAAUAGCACGGAACAGCACCGAACAUCACCGAACAGCACAGAACAGCACCGCACAGCGCCGCACAGUACCGCACAGCAUCGCACAGAACCGCACUUCACCUAAUAACACAUCAAAACACCACACAGCGCAACAAAACACCACACAGCACCGUACAACACUGUUCAACACCUCAUUGCACCAUAUAGCACCGCACAGCACCUCACAGCACCCUAAAGCACAUCACAGCACCUCACAGCCACGCUCAGCACAUUACAUCACCGCACAUCCCCUCAAAGCACCGCACAUCCCCUCAAAGCACCGCACAUCACCACGCAGCCUCGCACAGUACCGCACAGCACAUCACAUCACCGCACUGCACCGCACAACACCGCACAGCACCGCACAGAACCGCACAACACCGAACAGCACCACAAAGCACCUAACUGAACCGCAGAGCACCGCACAACACCGCACAGCACCAUACAACACCGUAAAACACGUCAUAGCACAUAAUAGUACCGAACAGCAGCGCACAGCACCUCACACACCGUACAGCACAUCGCACCACCUCACAGCACCGCACAUCAUCGCACCAUACCGCACAGCACCACACACACUGCACAGCACUGCACAGCACUGCACAGCACUGCACAGCACUGCACAGCACUGCACAGCACUGCACAGCACUGCACAGCACUGCACAGCACUGCACAGCACUGCACAGCACUGCACAGCACUGCACAGCACUGCACAGCACUGCACAGCACUGCACAGCACUGCACAGCACUGCACAGCACUGCACAGCACUGCACAGCACUGCACAGCACUGCACAGCACUGCACAGCACUGCACAGCCCUGCACAGCACUGCACAGAACUGCACAGCACUGCACUGCACAACACUGCACAGCACUGCACAACACUGCACAGCACUGCACAACACUGCACAGCACUGCACAGCACUGCACAGCACUGCACAGCACUGCACAGCACUGCACAGCACUGCACAGCACUGCACAGCACUGCACAGCACUGCACAGCACUGCACAGCACUGCACAGCACUGCACAGCACUGCACAGCACUGCACAGCACUGCACAGCACUGCACAGCACUGCACAGCACUGCACAGCACUGCACAGCACUGCACAGCACUGCACAGCACUGCACAGCACUGCACAGCACUGCACAGCACCGCAAAGCACCUAACAGAACCGCACAACACCGCACAACACAUCACAGCACCACACAGCACCGAACAACACGUCAUAGCACCCACCGCAAAACACCGCACAACACCGCGCAGAACCUACUUCCACAUCAAAGCACACCACAACACCGCACAGCACCUCUCAUCACCGCAAAGCACCGCACAGUAUCGCACAGCACAUCACAGCACGGCAUUGCACCUCAUAGCAACGCACAACGUCGAGCUGCACUUCACAACACCGCACAGAAACGCACAGCAGCUCACAGCACCACAGAGCACCGCACAGCACAUCACAGCACCACACAGCACCGCACAGCACCGUACAGCGCCGUACAACACCUCACAGCACCGAAUGUCACCGCACAGAAGCGCACAUCACCUUACAGCACCGCACAACACAUCUUGCACGGACCAUAUUCAGCGUUCAGCGACGUAUUUUAA